Messenger RNA from Eublepharis macularius, 1011 nucleotides. Its product is annotated as putative olfactory receptor 14L1. Gene Ontology annotation, molecular function: G protein-coupled receptor activity; olfactory receptor activity. The coding region runs from base 1 to 1011 and encodes 336 amino acids. Gene Ontology annotation, biological process: G protein-coupled receptor signaling pathway. Gene Ontology annotation, cellular component: membrane. The record is from RefSeq and is a predicted model, not a curated record. The transcript has a single exon. NCBI's taxonomy places the organism in Eukaryota, Metazoa, Chordata, Lepidosauria, Squamata, Eublepharidae.
AUGAAUGACUUUCCUUCUCUCCACAGAAUAUUUCAAAUAAAUCAAAUGAAAAAUCAAUCUACAGUGACAGAGUUCUUUCUGAUGGGAUUUGCUGGUGCCCAUGAGGAACAAAUUUUUCAUUUUGUGAUAUUUUUUUCAAUUUACAUUGUAGCCCUAAUUGGCAACAUUCUCAUAAUCAUAACAGUGUCCCUCAACCACCAGCUUCACACUCCCAUGUACUUUUUUUUGGUAAACUUAUCUUUGUCAGACAUAUGUUUUAUUUCCAUCACUGUCCCCAAAUCCAUGGCCACUUCCUUAACAAACCACAAACUGAUCUCUUUCUAUGGAUGUGUGUGUCAGGUUUUCUUCAUCAACGCUUUUGUGGGCAUUGAGCUAACCGUUCUCACCAUCAUGGCUUACGACCGCUAUGUAGCAAUCUGCCAUCCUCUGCGGUACAGAUUAAUCAUGAAUUGGGGUGCCUGUGCUCAGAUGACAGCUGCUUCCUGGAUCAGCAGUGUGACGAAUGCAGUGUUACAAACGAAUCUCACAUUUAAGUUAAGCUUCUGUGGAUCCAAUGUUAUUGAGCAGUUUUUCUGUGAUAUCCCUCACCUACAAAAGAUUUCUUGUACUGACCCCAAAGUCAAUCAAAUUCUGAUCCUUGCUCUUGGACUCGUUGUGGUUUCCUUUUGUAUCUUGUUCAUCUUUGUGUCCUAUGGCUACAUCUUCUCUGCUGUGCUAAAGAUUUCAUCUGUUCAGGGCAGGUAUAAAGCCUUCUCUACCUGCACUCCCCACUUGAUGGUCUUUUCUUUAUUUAUGCUUAUGUGCACAUUUUCAUACAUGAAACCGAAAGAACUUUCUUCUCCAACUGUGGACUUGGUCUCUGCUGUUCUGUAUGCUGUUUUACCGCCUGUGCUUAAUCCUAUCAUUUAUAGCCUCAGGAAUAAAGAUAUCCAAGAAGCUGUGUGCAAAAUGUCAAAAAAAUUAAAACUCUUAUUGCAUGAUUUUUUAGGUCUCUCUAGUAAAGAAAAAUAA